AUGGAUUGUGCAAACAUUAUAGCUUGGAAUGUGAGAGGAGCUGGAAAUAAGCUGGCUCGGGUGCAUCUGAAACAAUUGGUAAAGAAUUUUCAUCCGUACAUUUUUAUCAUUUUAGAGACUCAUUGUGCUUUCCAAAAGAUGGCUGUCUUUUGGAACAGAUUAGGUUAUACUCCUAUUCAUAUUGAAGAAGCUCAGGGGCAUAGUGGAGGUAUUUGGGUGCUCUCUGCAUGGCCCGGAGUAUCUUGCAAUGUCGUGGCAGCGAGUUCGCAAGUAGUGUGUGUUGAGUUUUUGAAUGGCGGUUUUUCUUGGGUCUGUGCAGCAAUUUAUGCAAGUCCCGUUCCUAGCAAAAGGGAAGAAGCUUGGAGGGUUUUGACAGAUUUUUCUAAAAAUUAUUCAGGUCCUUUAUUAGCUAUUGGGGAUUUUAAUGAGAUCCUUCUUUCAUCUGAGGUUAAAGGUGGGAACUUUGUCUCUCGAAGGGCAGAGCGGUUUGGAGCUCUCCUAGAUGAGUGUGGUUUGAUUGAUUUGGGAGCCCAUGGAUCUUUGUACACUUGGUUCAGACAUAUGCAGGGUAAUCGGUUAAUCUCGAAGAGGCUGGAUAGGGCUAUGGCUACUGAUGCUUGGUGUUUUCGUUUUCCGGAAAGCUAUGUGGAGAAUUUGGCGAGGAUGCAUUCUGACCACUGUCCCAUUAUGAUACGAUGUCAAGGCUGA
This is a messenger RNA of Arachis ipaensis, 708 nucleotides long. The record is from RefSeq and is a predicted model, not a curated record. Lineage: Eukaryota; Viridiplantae; Streptophyta; Magnoliopsida; Fabales; Fabaceae.